AUGUCGACUAAAGCGAGCAAGAAAGCCGCCGCGGCGGCGGCGAGCGUCGGCUCCGCACAGCCGCAGCCCAACACGUCGACGCCGAUCGGCCGGCGUCCUGGAAGUCCUCUCAGUCCAACGCGGUACUCGCGUCUCCAGGAAAAGCAGGACCUGCAGAAUCUCAAUGAUCGCUUGGCCUGCUAUAUCGAGAAGGUACGGCACCUAGAGACCGAGAACUCCCGGCUCACGCGGGAAGUCCAGACCUCCCAGGAGACUGUCACAAGGGAAGUUUCCAACAUCAAGUCUAUGUAUGAACAUGAGCUCUCCGAUGCUAGGAAACUGCUCGAUGACACUGCCAGGGAACGGGCCAAGCUUGAGAUCGACACAAAGCGUCUCUGGGACGACAACGAGGACCUUAAAAUUAAAUUGGACAAGAAGACCAAAGAUCUGCAAGCGGUGGAGAGGAGUCUGUCGAUAUAUGAAAAUCGGUGCAGCGACUUACAGUCUCAGUACAAUCAGUCCCAGGCCGAGAGGAAGAAACUGGCCGAGAGGGAACGCGAAUUGGAGAAGGAAGUCGAACGGCUGAAGAGCAUGCUCGACGAUACCCGCAAGCAUCUCGAAGAGGAGACUCUGCAGCGCAUCGAUCUCGAGAACAAUAUUCAAAGUCUGAAAGAGGACAUCAGCUUCAAGGAUCAAGUCUAUCAGCAGGAGCUUACGGAGACUCGUACGAGACGUCAGGUCGAAAUCUCUGAGAUCGAUGGACGUUUAGCUGAACAAUACGAGGCCAAGUUACAACAGUCGCUGCAAGAGUUGCGCGACCAGUAUGAAGGUCAGAUGCGAGCCAAUCGCGAAGAAAUCGAAUUGCUGUACGAAAACAAGAUCAAGAACUUAACAUCCCACGCCCAGCGUAACAGUGGUGCUGCGAGUUUAGCGGUGGAGGAACUGCGGCAAACGAGAACCCGUAUCGACAGUCUUAACCAACGCAUUAAUGAACUUGAGGCCAGCAACAACGCCCUUAAUUCUCGAAUUAGGGAUUUGGAGAAUUUGCGUGAGAACGAGAGGGCUCGCCACACUGAAAACCUGGCCGCUCUGGAAGCGGAACUGGCUCGAAUGCGCGACGAAAUGGCUCAACAAUUGCAGGAAUAUCAGGACCUCAUGGACAUUAAGGUUGCUUUGGACCUCGAGAUUGCAGCUUACAGGAAGCUCUUAGAAUCCGAAGAAGCCAGAUUGAACAUCACGCCGAUACAAUCGCCGGGGUCGUCUAUGUCAGGCAGCAGAAGCACCCCGUCCCGGCACACACCGAUCAGAGGUGGGAAACGAAAGCGCACUCUUCUGGAGGAAAGCGAGGAACGCAGUAGCAGCGAUUACAGUGUAUCUGGCACCGCUAGAGGCGAUGUUGAAAUUACUGAAGCAGAUCCACAGGGUCGAUUUGUCAAGUUGACUAACAAGGGCAAUAAGGAACUCUCGCUGAGUGGGUGGCAAAUCAUUCGUAAGGCGGGAACUCGGGAAACUACCUUUAAGUUUCACCGCACAGCUAAGAUUGAUUCCGGUGCCAGCGUAAUGGUUUGGUCCGCUGAUAUAGGUGCUACUCAUGAGCCACCGUCUAAUAUAGUAAUGAAGGGACAGAAGUGGUUUACAGCGGACAAUAUGACGACUACACUUCUCAAUAAUGAGGGAGAGGAAGUAGCAACGUCCGAACGCAAGAGGCAACAACUGACAACAUCUCUUUCUCGACACAGAGAAAAUUUGGGGUUUAGAGCAUCCGAGGAGUUGCAUCAUCAACAGAGAAGGUAUCUCUACCCAUAUUAAGCGUGAAGACACGGCUCCGAUGUGCAGCCUAUGGGGAUCCACAGGGUGAAGAUCGCUGUCGCCUUAUGUGAACCUGAAGAAUUAAUAACAUCAAAAUUUUAUGCAAGAGAAAUUUUUGUAUUAAGCUUAUAAGAAUUUAGUGUCUUGAACUGCUAAAAUCGUCUAUAGGAUGAGACGACUGCAUCCUUAAUAUAAGAGUUUAGCGUUAUCAUGUAAUCUCAGAAUAAACAGUCUUCUGGAAGCCCUGGAUAAAGACAAAACAGAUAUAAACAAGAAUCAGAAUCUUGUAACUUGUCGCGAGAGUUUUUAUCAGCGACUUUAUGAUUUAAUUGGUUCUUGCUCAUAAUCCUGCGGCUAUAAACUUGAAAUGAUAUUUUCGGGCACUGAGGUCUCCACUGUAUGGCAAAACCAUGAACAAUAUUUAAUGGAUAGUUAAACUACUUUCCUUAACGAUCACAGUCAAGAUUAUACUACACAGAGAAUGUCUUGCGGUAACAAACAUGUCACUGUAUUUGGUCUCAAUAGUACACUGAUUGUUUGUUGCCACGGGAUAUUUAUUUUGCUUAGGUUGGACAUUUUUCAGGUAAUUUCUUUUUGCUGGUGUGCAGUACAAAACAGUCUUCUACGAAGUGAGUAAUAUGCUCCUCGAUUAAUGUGUUGCAAUGAGUAGUUUUAUACUUUUAGUAUGUUUAAUCAAAUCACAUAAUAUUUUCGCAUAAUGAAAUAUGGGUCAGUGUUGUUCAAUUAAAUAAAGUUCCACUAUGUGGAAGUAAGAAGGAUAAGUAGAUGAUAUAUCCAGGAAACAAAUGCGAGCCUUGCAUUUAUCUUAAAUAUGCAGACUGUGAAAUCCGUCAAGGAUGUAAAUUACUUGGUUUUUUUACUUGUACUCCUCUUUAUCUCGUUAAUAAAAGAAACCUAACCAAUUAACCAUACAAAUAUUGUCAUAUUUUUAUGUUUAAUAGCAAUUCAAGUUCAUAUGUAACUAGAGUAAAAAUGGAAGUACUAGAUAAACGUUUAAACUUUGACCUUGGUAAAAAUACUUUAUUCAUAAUGAUUUAAAUCGUUACUACAUUAUAUUGUUUUGAAGCCAGUAUUUAAUAUUAUUUUGACAAUGAAAGAGGCAGGCUAUGGUUACGUUUUCUUUUUUUUUUUUUCUUUAUUUUACCAGUAAAAUUUUAUUGAAAUUAUAUGCAAAUGUAAAAUAUAUUCAAGUGUUCGUUUUCUAUACUGAGAAUUAACAUUAGAUUAAAUGUAUAUGUAAAAAAAAGUUGUAUGUACAUGUAUACACAAUUCCUCCUUUAUUUUUGUGACGAAACUGUAAAGUGCACUGCGUUUCUGUAUACUGGAAUUUGUGUGUAAUAAAGAGGAAAAAUGCAAGGA
Molecule: messenger RNA, 3168 nt
Organism: Orussus abietinus
Lineage: Eukaryota; Metazoa; Arthropoda; Insecta; Hymenoptera; Orussidae
Product: lamin Dm0
Exons: 9
Coding region: 1-1788 (595 amino acids)
Source: RefSeq, a predicted model, not a curated record